Galleria mellonella (greater wax moth) is the source of this 6296-nucleotide messenger RNA. Its product is annotated as UNC93-like protein. The record is from RefSeq and is a predicted model, not a curated record. Bases 428 to 1888 code for a protein of 486 amino acids. Gene Ontology annotation, biological process: regulation of potassium ion transport; regulation of muscle contraction. The transcript has 11 exons. Gene Ontology annotation, molecular function: potassium channel regulator activity. Lineage: Eukaryota; Metazoa; Arthropoda; Insecta; Lepidoptera; Pyralidae. Gene Ontology annotation, cellular component: plasma membrane; striated muscle dense body.
GUGAACGUCAUAAUCUCGUGUUGGAUAUAUGACUUGGACAGAUCAAGCGAUGCGGACACUGGAGUUUAAUCUUCAGUUGUGAAACCGUGCUCGCUUACUGUGCCUGCUCUCUUAUCUGACGGCCGAGAAACGUGCGCGUGCGCAUAUUGAUUUACCGAUCAAAUAUGCUGUGUUGAAUUUAAUUUAAAUAACUGGAAACAUUUUUAACGUAAUGAAGUGUUAUGUAGAUGAAAAUUUUAUUUAAAAAUUUAAGUUUUUAAUGUACCUAUUGGAUAAAAAUAAUUUUAUUCCAAGAAAACAAAAUAGGACAAUAGAAAAAGUUUAAAGAUUUUAAUCGGUAAUUAAUAUUUUUAUUCAAGACUAGUGUUAUUACUAAAGAUAAAAACUGGUGCAUAUAAAGUGAGAAAUAAAAUAAUCGACAAGUAAAAUGAGUAAAUGGGAGAAGAAUCCUGAGAAGUUGGAGAAAGAGGCGUUGGACUCGUCAGAAACGUGGCGCAUUCUGAAGAAUGUGGUCGUCAUCAGUGUGGCUUUCAUGGUGCAGUUCACUGCCUACUGUGGAGCAGCCAAUCUUCAAAGUUCAAUCAACGCUAAGAAGGGUCUGGGAACCGCUUCAUUGGCAGCGGUGUAUGCUGGACUUAUAUUUUCCAAUAUUUUUCUACCAGCUAUUGCUAUAAGAUGGUUGGGAACAAAGUGGGCAAUAUCCCUCUCAUUUAUCACGUACAUGCCGUACAUAGCAGCACAGCUGCGGCCGACUUUCUACACUCUCAUCCCGGCGGCCCUGAUCGUUGGCUUGGGCGGGGGGCCGCUUUGGUGCGCUAAAUGCACUUACUUAUCUGUCGUAUCUGAAGUUCACAGUAAGAUAUCGAAGAUUCCUGCUGAAGCUCUACUUGUUAGAUUUUUGGGGUUAUUCUUUAUGAUAUUUCAAAUGAACCAAGUUUGGGGUAACUUGAUUUCUUCCCUAGUGCUGUCAUCUGGCAAUAACACUGCAGCGGUGACCGCUGUCAACGCAACGUUGAUACCGGAGAUAUGUGGCGCCAACUUCUUACCAAGCGCUGACGCUGGCGAGGCCUUGAAGCAGCAGCCACCGGAAAAAAUACAGAUGAUUGUUGGCAUAUAUCUGGUUUGCAUGGCUGGAGCUGCACUGAUAGUUGCCAUCGGAGUUGACUCUAUGAAAAGAUACGACUCUGGCCGUGUCGGCUCUGGUACUGGCCUAUCUGGACUGGCACUAUUGGUGGUCACUCUGAAGUUGCUCAUCGAACCCAAUCAACUACUACUGGUGGCAAUCAAUAUCUUCGUUGGUUAUCAGCAGGCUUUCUUUGGAGCUGAUUUCACAGUGGCGUUUGUAUCCUGCGCUAUCGGUACCGGGUCUGUGGGAUUUGUUAUGCUGGUCUAUGGUUUGGCAGACGCUAUAGGAUGUGUGGCAACUGGUUACAUCGCUAAGAUCACGGGUCGCCUGCCUUUGAUCUGCUGUGCUCUGACAGUUCACGUGGCAUUGUUCAUCACCGUCCUGGUGUGGCGGCCUCAAGCUGGUCUCAGUUACGUCAUGUACAUUAUUGCCGUGUUAUGGGGCCUCUGUGAUUCCAUCUGGAUUGUUCAAAUAAAUGCAUAUUACGGCCUCCUUUUCCCUGGUAGAGAAGAAGCGGCUUUCUCUAACUUUCGUUUAUGGGAAUCCGUUGGAUACAUUAUAGCGUACCUGAUAUCACCUUAUAUGAGGACCAGUACAAAGACAUAUGUAAUGUUUGCCAUUCUAAUUGUCGGCGCGUCGUGUUAUUUCACUGUGGAGUAUAGAGAACGGAAAGUGAAGAAGUUUGAGAUAAAUAAUUUGAAUAAUAAAGAGCCUUGUGCAGAGAAAGGCUGCGACAAUAUCAUGUUUCAGCACGUUGAAUGAGUUUAGUGUUUAUUUUUAAGGUUUAAUCUGUGAUUGAGUAUCUAGUACCUAAGGUAGGAGAUAACACAAGGAAAGAUAAACUAAAAACUAAUUAGUAUAUAGAAAGAAAGAAAGAAAAUUUACAAUAAUAUAAAGUUUGUACAAAAUAUAAAAUUUGCACACAGGAGUUAAAAAUAAUUAAAAAUAAUAAAAAUAUAGUAACUACAGAAGUAACUUAAUACAUAAAAAGAAAUACAUAUAUAUAUAUAUAUAUAUAUAUAUAUAUAUAUAUAUAUAUAUAUAUAUAUAUAUACAUACAAUUUGAAAAAAAAAACACUGAUCAAUUUGUCAGUCAUGCCUUCUCUUUGAUAAUAGGUCAACCAUUAAAGGGAUAUCGGCCCUAGCAAUAAUUUCUCUGUCACAGGUACUAUACAGUAUGAUAAAGUUAAGACUGACAAAUAGUCAGGUUUUUUUUUUAAGUUACUUGAUAUGCUAAUUAAUUUUUAGUUCGCUUAACGAUGGUGGCAAUCCAACAUACAGCACGCCUGGUGGUAAACGGUUACCAUAGUUUAUAGACAUUUGCAAAAUCAAGAGGAUCACAUGCAAGUAGCUAACUCUAACUACUUGUUGUUAACCAGUAAGCACAGUUUGUGCACACUGAACUUUCUUAACAUGCCUAUAAAAUUAGAAAACAUUUAUACUUGUAAAUUUAAAAAUUUUACAUGUAUGGGUUGCAAAGUAAUAUUUAAUUAUUGUUUAAUAGAUUUGACGUCAGAUCUAAAAUUUUAUAUGUAUAUGAAUUAUACAUAAAAGUUAAAUAUAAAAUUAUUAGGUAUAGGCGAUUAGGCUCUCAUUAUGAUCGGUAGUUAGCUUACCGAUCAUUCCUAAGUAUCUAAACAACAAACAUUCAUUGACCGUUGAUUGUUACAUUUACGGAAAAAUUAGGUAAAUUGUUGUCUGUGUAGGUAUUGUGAAUGAAAUCAUAAUAUGUUAGUUUGAACAAUGAAAUACCUAAUUUAAUUAUGUUUAUAUCGGUCCCAUGUCAGUUUAAAAUCACGACAUAUCGUAGUUCCGGUCACGUUAUGACUGACGGUGCAGUGUACCAAAAUAACAUGCCGUUGGAUGCUUUAAUGACCAUAAUGAUCAUGUAUUAUGUAAAUGAGACCUUUUUAUAUUGAACUACAGAAUGUCUAUAAGGAAUCGUAGUAAGAACUCAUUGAUUAUUCAUGUAAAAUACGAAUGUAUGUAUUAAGAAAGAGAAAAGAAUUGGGAAAAUAAAAAAAAAAGUUUUACAAAGAUUUAAUUAAUUAAUUAAAAUUCAUUGAUGUUCAGGUUAUUGACCUGAUACGACAUCAUAAUAUUCAAGAAAAGAGCAUAUUCCUUUUUUAAAGGAUGGCAAUACAUUUGUAAUGUCUCUGGUGUUGUGAAUGUAAUGUACAUAGGCGGCGAUAGUCACUUACCAUCAGGUGAGUCGCAUGCUUAUUUGCCUCCUGUGUGUGUGUGUGUGUGUUAUAAAAAAUAUAUAAUACACAGAAAAAUUGAAACGUAUCAAAUUACUAAUUAAAAUAACUUUCUAAUUACUUGUCUUUCGUAUGACUUGUGUUACACACUGACCUACAAAUUGGUUGACCUUUUCGGUUUCACAUUCACGAUUUAACCUUAGUUAUGAGUACUGAAAUAUUAUCUACUGAGUUAUUGUCCACACUAUUCAGUGACAAGAGAAGUGUGUGUACAUAUUACAGGUUCUAUUUAGAAAUGUAAUCAUAUAGACAACAAGUUUGUGAGAAAGGUAUUUACGCCUAUAGGCUACGGUAAACGAGGUUAUCGUAGCCUAUGGACGCCUGUAACAUCAGGGGUGUCACGCGUUGCCGACCCUUAAAAACCUUAAGACGUCCUUUUUGAAGACUCCCAUGCUGUAGUCUCUAGGAAAAGCCUUGGCAUGAAGAUCAUUCAUCACAAAAGCCGUCUGCACAGACAUCUCUAUUACAUACAUGAUUGUGCUAAGAGCAUGCAUGCAGGUGCUUGCAUUGCCGUAUUUAAGUUUUUUUUUUACAACUUACAAUGGCAAACAAGCUGAUGGCCCACUUGAUGGAAAGUGGUAACCGUCGCCUAUAGACAUAAGCAGUACCAUGGACAUAAGAGAGUAUACUGUUUCGCCCAUGAUACCCCCAUGCGUUGCCAUUCCUGAGGACUCAGAUGUUAUUCCUCUGUACCCUGUAAAUUCACGCCAUAUCCCACCGUUCAAACCGAAACAUAGCCAGGCAAACACAACUACUUUACGGUAGAAACACAAUGGGACAGAGGUACCCAAGCAAUCGAUUUUUGUACAAAGUCAAAACAUUACACGGCACAGCUACUAGAGAACUAGUCUGAAAUGGUAAUGUAUACGGAGUCGUAGUAUAUUCUGUGAUGUUAGAUGGUGUUGUCAUGACUGUAGGUGACGGGUACCACUUUCCACUAGGUGGCCUGUCAGCUUAUUUGUUAUUUCAAAUUGCAUGAAAAUGACGGUAACGUUUUAUUUACCUUUGGCAUAACUUGUGAAUACAAACUCUACGGUUAUCAAAUGACUGGCUACUUCGAUUUCGAAAUCACGAGGUCGUGACUCAUUACCUUGAAUAAGAUUAAUAAAAUAUUAUCACGUGAGUUAUUGCCCACGAUGUUCUCUGGUAUGAGUUUGCAUUAUUUAGAAUCUGAUAUACUAUUAAGAAGGGGGGAGAAGGCAUUGUUAGUAAUGAGGUCUAAUAGUCCCAUUGCUAGCAAUAUACCCUCUCAGGUCGACCUCCACGCGGUUUCCCCUCGUAACCAUUAUGGUUAAUUUUUGUCAAAUUUUUCAUGGUGAGCCAAACGACCUACAUUUAUUCCAGGGUUCGCCGAUAUAUAUCAGCGGAUAUAUAUCAUGAUAUAUAUCACGAUAUAUAUGAAAUAGAUAAAUAUCAAUUGAUUUUUUCAUGUCUUCUAAACUAAAAAUUUUGGAAAUUAAUAUUUACCCUGGCUACACGUAGCGAAAAACUACAAUUCAGAAUAAUUUAGAUUGUUUCUCAAAAUAGCAACCUCAUUUAAAGUUGGGGAAAUCCCUUUUAACUUCCCAGUACGGCUAGCUUUUUAUUGAAAUUCAAACCUUAACUUCAUAUCAUAUAAGGUUUAUUUUACGAAGUAAUAAAAACAUGGGGAUUCCCUAAUGCUUCUAGCGUUAAUAAUUAUCACUUUCUAGGGAAUUCCCGCAAGCGUGACAAUCGAAAGAUUUGACAAACUUUGAGUCAUUAUUGUUUUUCACUUCGGUCAAAUAAGACUAAUUGUUUUGUUACUUGUGAAAAGUUUUUUAAAUAAUAAAUGUAGUAAUAAUUUGAUACUUAUUUUAUUUUACAAAUUCCUUUCACAUUUUUAAGCGUGUAAUCCCCUCACAGAAUGAAAUUCGCUUCUUUUUCUUAGCCGGGAUAUAUAUCUGAUAUAUAUAUAUAAAAAAAUCGGAUUUUUGAUAUUUAUUAUAAAAAUCGGAUUUUUUUCGAAUUCUGAUUUAUUCUUCCACUGGUGCCCCGCUGGUGUAUGCCGAUAGAGCGGGCGGGGUUACCAUUCCAUUAUCACCCGUUAAAAAAAAACUUUUUUUAUUUGAAAAGUCUUUAGAUUGACUUCCUUGAAAUUUUAUAAUAAUUGAUUCGGUAGUUUACUUAAAUUCUAAAAAUAUUUGUUGUAUUAAAAAAAAAAAAUGCGUAGUUAGAAUCCGGCAGGGUUUAAACUUGCACGUUUUACAUGUCGGGGCCACAGAGCGAAUAAUUAUGGUCGGGACAUUAAACAUGACAUUUUCAAACUUUAAACCUAUUUUUUAUUUAUUUUAGGGGGCAAAAUAAUAAAUAGUUUUUAUGAACAGUAAGGUAUAUUUCUGACAUUUUUUUAUAACACAGGAUAAACGAGCAUGUGACUCAUCUAAUGGUGACAUUAUGAUGAUACUUAAAACUACCAAGGAAAAUUGGUUUAAAUAUAUUUUUUUUAAAUAUUUUUUUUUUAUAAAGAUAAGAAUCGAUAUGAUCAAAUUAAAUUUUUAUAUGUACCAGUUUACUUGUUUAUAUUUUGUCGUUGAAUAUAAAUUGUAAAAAUUGUAAAUUGCACUUUAUGCAAUUGUACUUUAUGUAUCUUUCUUGAAUAAAAGUAUUAUUAUCAUUUGUAUUUGUGUAUGUAUAUAUAUUUACCUGUGUAAAUAAAAAAAGUAUACAUAAAAGUAUUGCAACGGGUCGACGAAUACAGGUUGGAAAUUUGUGAAUAAAUAUGCGGGAAACAUGUUUAGCUAUACGUAGCUAUAAUGAUAAUGACGUUGUAAAGUUAAUGAUAGACAAUUAUUUUUAAUACGGUUAUAAUUUUUGUAACUGUUCUUUAAAAAUAUUAUUCUUUUGAUAUUGUAAUGUGAAAAUUGUUGCAAAUAAAAAGUAAUUAAUUA